GCUCGCGAUAACAAGGAUCAUUGCGAAAUCACAGCCACUCUGCAUAUGCACCAUGCCCUUGAACAUUCGUCACAUUCCGGAGCUUUCGGGCUGCAAGAGGCUCCAGCCGCCUCCCACAGCCUUAUGUCCAGCACCCGCAACCAACAGCCCCGCUCGCGAAAAGACUGGUCCAGGCAACAUCGAAAAGGCCAGCACUCGAGAGACCGGAGUCGACAUGCACGGAUAUCGCAUAAGACCGACCGCCCGCAAUCUCGCACCGUCUUCGAUCUGAUGACCGAUCAUCUCCUCCUAGGCGCCCCAAUAGAAAUAGCGGAAAAGACGAGGGAAGUAAGCCAGAAGAGCAACGUCUCGAUGCACCAGUCAAUCGCGGUCUUUCCUGACUCACCGUUCCCAGGCAAGCGGGAGCGAGCCAUCACUCGCCGGUGCCUUUGCCGGGACAGCACCAGCCGCACAAAAUGGCUUCUGAUGCUGCUGGUCUCACCAUGCGUCUCUGUCUGCUGGCGGUGCAAACGCGGACAAAUGAUCAUUUAAGUAAUACCAUCAAUCGGUCGCCAUGCCUCGCCCACACGCUCCGGACCACUGCAUGAUGCUUGUCAAGCCCGAGGAAGAUGAU
Messenger RNA from Microdochium trichocladiopsis, 613 nucleotides. RefSeq lists its product as uncharacterized. The transcript is spliced from 2 exons. The record is from RefSeq and is a predicted model, not a curated record. Bases 46 to 531 code for a protein of 161 amino acids. Lineage: Eukaryota; Fungi; Ascomycota; Sordariomycetes; Xylariales; Microdochiaceae.